Pediculus humanus corporis (human body louse) is the source of this 2022-nucleotide messenger RNA. RefSeq names its product ATP-dependent RNA helicase, putative. Gene Ontology annotation, molecular function: ATP binding; RNA binding. The record is from RefSeq and is a predicted model, not a curated record. The transcript is spliced from 10 exons. NCBI's taxonomy places the organism in Eukaryota, Metazoa, Arthropoda, Insecta, Psocodea, Pediculidae. Gene Ontology annotation, cellular component: intracellular anatomical structure; catalytic step 2 spliceosome. The coding region runs from base 1 to 2022 and encodes 673 amino acids.
AUGUAUAUUAUAGGGUUAUACUCAAGAGAUAGUUACAAUAGCUUUCAAGAGGACACAAUCGAUUUAGAUCCUAAUUCUUCGACAACAUUUGUUUACAAUCCACAUGUAUUGUUACCUUAUGAGGAGCAAAAACAAAGACUUCCAAUAUUUAAUGUUAGAAAUCAUAUAUUAUAUUUAUUAGAAAAAUAUCAAGUUUUAGUUUUAGUCGGAGAAACAGGGUGUGGAAAAAGUACUCAACUACCUCAGUACCUGUACGAAGCAGGAUGGACGGAAGAAGGGCAAAUUAUAGGAGUUACAGAACCAAGAAGAAUAGCAGCAACUACUUUGGCCGCAAGGGUAUCAGAAGAAAGAGGAUGUCCUUUGGGUCAACUCGUUGGGUACACGAUAAGGUUCGACGACUGUAGUAAAGUCGGAGAAACAAAAAUAAAAUUUAUGACGGAAGGAAUAUUAAUCAGGGAAAUAAUGUCGGAUCCUUUGUUGAAAAACUACAGCGUGAUAAUACUGGACGAAGUUCACGAAAGAACUUUAUUCACCGAUAUUAUAAUGGGUUUGAUGAAAAAAAUUUUACGUAAAAAUAAGUCGUUGAGAUUGAUCGUGUCUUCUGCCACGGUCGAUGCGGAUGAAUUGCAAUUUUUUUUUAAUUUUAAUAAAACGAAAAAUAAAGAAAAUGAUACGUCGGUCAUACUAAGCGUUCCCGGAAGCUCUUAUUCCGUAGACAUAUUUUAUUUAGAAGAACCGAUUCCCGAUUAUGUUCAAGGCGUCGUCGACACCGUUCUUAAAAUACACGAUAGGGAAUUUCGUGGAGACAUUCUUGCCUUUUUGACAGGUCAAGAAGAAAUCGAAAGAGCGAUUUUGGUAGUGUGCUUACAUGUUUUGCCGAUGCACGGAUCGUUGCCUUACGGUGAUCAGUUGAAAGUCUUUCGUCCGGCCAAACAAUACCAACGCAAAGUAAUAAUUUCAACAAAUAUUGCCGAAACUUCCGUAACAAUUCCUGGAAUUGUUUACGUCAUCGACAGCGGUUUUGUUAAAAUAAGAUGGUUCAAACCGGAAACUGGUAUCGAUUCGUUAUCCAUUGUUCCCAUUUCCCAAGCGUCGGCAAAUCAAAGAGCUGGAAGAGCCGGUAGAAACUGCAGAGGAAAAGCUUACAGACUUUACAGGGAAAGCGAUUUUGAAAAACUUACCAAAGCGACACCGUGCGAAAUGCAAAGAACUGAUCUUUCGCAAGCCAUUUUGCAAUUAAAAGCACUUUACAUACAUAACGUUUUACGAUUCGAUUUUCCUUCCCCUCCUCCUGCUAAAAAUCUCACGGUAGCCUUACAACUCCUUUUUGCACUUAACGCCAUCGACGAAAACGGUGAACUUACCGAUCCUUUAGGUGUUAAAAUGGCUGAAAUUCCGAUACAUCCUUUUUAUUCGAAAAUGCUUCUUGCUUCAGAUCAAUUUCACUGUUCAAAAGAAAUAUUAACAAUAUUAUCGUGCAUUCAAGUCGAAACAAUAUUUGUGAAACCGAAUAGCGGAUCGGCGUCCAUUAGGGCGAGAAUAGAACAUAGAAAAUUUCAAGCGACCGAAGGGGAUUUGAUAACAUUGUUGAACGCAUACGAAGCUUUCGAAGAAAAUGGAAAAAGUAGAGAUUGGUGCAUGAAAUAUUUUUUAAAUUACAAAGGUUUGCUUAGAGUCGCAGAAAUACAAAAUCAAGUGACGAAAUUGUUGGGAAAAGAUUUUAAAUUCGAAUCGGCUGCAGAGGAUGACGUACUAGUACGAAAAGCAAUUACUUCCGGUCUAUUUCAAAACGCCGCUUAUUUACAUUAUUCCGGAGUUUACAAAUCGGUUAGAGGCGAUCAAGAGCUCAGCAUUCAUCCGAGUUCCGUUUUAUACACGCUGGAACAACCGUCUUGGGUUUUGUACUGCGACGUUGUUCACACGAAUAAAGCAUACAUGAAAAACAUAACCGUCAUCGAGCCCGAAUGGUUGGAAGAAUUGGCGCCACAUUACUACGAGAAAAAAGUCGAUCGCGACUAUUAA